AGAGUCAAAGCUGUUGCCACUAUAUUUCACUGCAAUGGCUUUGGCUUUUACCCUUUCAGGUCUCAAUAUCUCUAUUCAUCAACCUCAACCCCAACCCAUUUCUUGGUGAAAUACCUUGUUGAUUCUUUAGGUUUCUCCAAACAAGAAGCAGCUUCUUCAGCUUCCAAGGUAACUUCAUCUAAAACCUCAAAGAAUCCAGAUUUGGUCCUUGAUUUCUUGAAACAAACAGGUUUAGACAAGGCCCAGAUGAAAGAAAUAGUUUCUAGAGUGCCCAAAUUGCUAUUCUAUGAUGUUUCCAAAACUCUAAAACCCAAAUUCCAGUGCCUUGUGGAUCUCGGGUUAUCCGGGUCGGACCUGGUGAAUGUACCUGGUGAAUGUAAUUGCUAAAGAUACAACAAUUGUUGACCGAGGUUUAGAUACUCAUUUGAGACCUACCAUUGAUUUGCUUAGAAGAACUUUGGGUAGUGAUGAAAAUAUAGUUAAGGCUAUAAAGAGAUUUCCUUGGUUGCUUACUUUUGGUGCUCAUCAUGCUAUGGAGACUAAUCUAUUGUUGUUCAGAGACACUGUUUUUUCUGAUGUGAGAAUAAAAAAAUUUGUGCUUAGAUAUCCUAGAUAUCUUACACAAAAGUCUGGGUGGGUUAAGGAUUUGUUGCAAAGGGUGGAGAACGAUUUUCGAGUUCCACGUGAUUCCCCUUGUUUUCUUCAAGGAUUUGAAGUGUUAUCCUCGCAAAAGAAGUCUACGUUGAAGAGGAAGUUUAGAAUUUUCAAUAGUUUUGGAUGGUCUGAUGAUGAUGUAGUCAAGAUGUUCCGGAAGCUACCUUAUUGUAUUGCCCUCUCAGAAGUUAGAAUUCAGAAAGCGCUGAAUCUUUUCAUGAAGGAGUGUGGUUUUGGAACUGCUUACUUGGUUUCUCAUCCUGCAAUUUUGGCCUAUAGUCUGGAAAAGAGGGUGGUACCUCGGAUGCAAGUCUUGAAAAUUUUGGAUGAAAAGAAGCUUGAGCGGAGGAAGUUGGCUCUUUAUCCUGUUCUGAUGUUAACAGAGUCAAAGUUCAUAGAUUAUUUUGUGCUGCCCUACAAGGAUCAGAUACCUGAUCUUUAUGAACCACUCAAGAAAACGGUGGCUCCUUAACAAUUUUAGUUUACUUUAACAACUAUUGGUGCUAAGACUUUUUAAAAAAAUUGUUUUCAUUUUUGCCGUUUAUAUUUUGAAAUAUAUUGUCAGUGUUGCCAAAAUAAUUUCUAUCAUGAUAAAGCAAAGAUAUCACUGGA
This is a messenger RNA of Lycium ferocissimum, 1266 nucleotides long. RefSeq lists its product as uncharacterized. Bases 362 to 1126 code for a protein of 254 amino acids. Lineage: Eukaryota; Viridiplantae; Streptophyta; Magnoliopsida; Solanales; Solanaceae. The transcript has a single exon. Gene Ontology annotation, cellular component: chloroplast. The record is from RefSeq and is a predicted model, not a curated record. Gene Ontology annotation, biological process: chloroplast organization; regulation of DNA-templated transcription. Gene Ontology annotation, molecular function: double-stranded DNA binding.